AAGUGCUGUUGAGGGAACGGGGGCCAAGGUCUAUCUCUCAUCCCGCUUCACUUAUCCCUUACAUGCCUCAUCCUCCAAGUAACCUAGUAGGUUUUCAUACACUGCGUACAGUACGGUUUGAAAUGUGAUUCAACAUACGCACUGCUGGAAUACUAUUCUGUGGCAGCUAAAGGAUUUGUGUUUACACCUUUUUAAAGGGGAGAGGAAAGGCAGACCACCUUUGCCAUGCCAGCGGAUUUGUUAGCGGUUUUAUGCGUGAUUACUACGGUUUACGCAGUGGAAGAGACAGUGAUGGACACGCGGACGGCCACAGCGGAGCUGGGUUGGAUAGCUUAUCCUGCCUCUGGGUGGGAGGAGGUGAGUGGCUACGAUGAGAACCUCAACACCAUCAGGACCUACCAGGUGUGUAACGUGUUCGAGCCCAGCCAGAACAACUGGCUCCUCACCACCUUCAUCGACAGACGAGGGGCUCAGCGUGUUUAUGUGGAGAUGCGUUUCACCGUACGUGACUGCAGCUCCAUCCCUAGUGUCCCCGGCUCAUGUAAGGAGACUUUCAACCUCUACUACUACGAGACAGACUCGGUCAUCGCCACCACCAAGGGAACCUCCUUCUGGAUGGAAGCUCCCUACCUGAAGGUGGACACCAUCGCGGCCGACGAGAGUUUCUCCCAAGUGGACUUCGGCGGACGAUUGAUGAAGGUCAACACGGAGGUGCGGAGCUUUGGCCCUCUCUCCCGUAAUGGGUUCUACUUGGCCUUCCAGGACUACGGGGCCUGCAUGUCCCUGCUGUCAGUACGUGUCUUCCAUAAGAAAUGCCCUAGCGUGGUGCAGAAUUUCGCCAUCUUCCCAGAGACGAUGACGGGCGCCGAGAGCACCUCACUGGUCAUUGCCAGAGGCACGUGCAUCGCUAAUUCAGAGGAGGUGGACGUGCCCAUCAAGCUGUACUGCAAUGGAGAUGGGGAGUGGAUGGUUCCCAUCGGGAGCUGCACCUGCAAGGCUGGCUUUGAGCCGGAUAACGGCAAUGUCUGUAGAGCGUGUCCUCAGGGGACGUUCAAGUCCACCCAGGGGCCAGGGCUGUGUCUGCAGUGCCCCCCCAACAGCCGCUCCACUGUGGAGGCUGCCACCAUCUGCGGCUGCCGUAACGGAUACUACAGAGGAGACAUGGACCUGCCCGAGGCCUCCUGCACCAGUGUCCCCUCUGGUCCCAGGAAUGUCAUCUCCAUCGUCAACGAGACCUCGGUGAUCCUGGAGUGGCACCCGCCUAGGGAGACUGGUGCCCGCGAUGACGUCACCUACAACAUCGUGUGCAGGAAGUGCCGUGCGGAUCGGCCGUUGUGCUCCCACUGUGAUGACAACGUGGAGUAUGUGCCCAGGCAGCAGGGCCUGACUGAGACCAGGGUGUUCAUCAGUAACCUGUGGGCCCACACCCCCUACGCCUUUGAGAUACACGCUAUCAAUGGAGUCACCAACAAGAGCCCCUACCCUGCCCAGCACGUGUCCAUCAACAUCACUACCAACCAGGCUGCUCCUUCCAUGGUUCCCAUCAUGCACCAGGUCAGCUCCACCAUGAAGAGCUUCACAUUGUCAUGGCCACAACCUGAGCAGCCCAAUGGAAUCAUCCUGGACUAUGAACUGAGGUACUACGAAAAGGACCACACUGAGUUGAAUUCAACCAUGGUGCGGAGCCAGACCAACACUGCCCGUGUGGAGGGCCUGAGGCCAAGCAUCAUGUACGUGGUACAGGUCCGUGCCAGGACGGUGGCAGGCUUCGGCAAAUACAGCAGCAAGCAGUGCUUCCAAACCCUGACAGAUGAUGAGUAUAAAUCAGAGCUGAGGGAGCAGCUGCCUUUGAUUGCAGGCUCAGCGGCUGCAGGAGUGGUCUUCCUUGUAUCAUUGGUGGCCAUCUCCAUCGUCUGCAGCAGGAAGAGAUCAUACAUGAAGGAGACUAUAUACAGUGACAAACUUCAGCACUACAGUACAGGCAGAGAACUCUCUCUGAGACCGGACAUGUCCAACUGCCCUUCCCCCAUGGGAUGCCCCACCCACUUCUCUGGCUCACCAGGGAUUAAGAUCUACAUCGAUCCCUUCACCUACGAGGACCCCAACGAGGCCGUCCGAGAGUUUGCCAAGGAGAUCGACGUGUCUUGUGUGAAGAUCGAGGAGGUCAUUGGUGCAGGCGAGUUUGGGGAGGUGUAUAAGGGUCGUCUGAAGCCGGCUGGGAAAAGGGAGCUGUACGUGGCCAUUAAGACCCUGAAGGCGGGCUACGUGGAGAAGCAGAGGCGGGACUUCCUGUCUGAGGCCAGCAUCAUGGGCCAGUUUGACCACCCCAACAUCAUCCGACUGGAGGGCGUGGUCACUAAGAGCCGGCCAGUCAUGAUCAUCACAGAGUUUAUGGAGAAUGGGGCCCUGGACUCCUUCCUGAGGCAAAACGAUGGGCAGUUCACAGUGAUCCAGCUAGUGGGGAUGAUGCGUGGCAUCGCCGCAGGAAUGAAGUACCUGGCAGAGAUGAACUACGUCCACAGAGACCUGGCCGCCCGCAACAUCCUGGUCAACAGCAACCUGGUCUGCAAGGUGUCCGACUUCGGCCUGUCCCGUUACCUGCAGGAUGACACAUCAGACCCCACCUAUACUAGCUCCCUGGGAGGGAAGAUCCCGGUGAGAUGGACAGCCCCUGAGGCCAUCGCCUACAGGAAGUUCACCUCAGCCAGCGACGUGUGGAGCUACGGCAUCGUCAUGUGGGAGGUGAUGUCAUUUGGCGAGCGGCCGUACUGGGACAUGAGCAACCAGGACGUGAUCAAUGCCAUAGAGCAGGACUACCGUCUGCCCCCUCCCAUGGACUGCCCCACAGCACUACACCAGCUGAUGCUGGACUGCUGGCAGAAAGACAGAAACGCCCGGCCCAAAUUCCCUGACAUCGUCAAUACACUGGACAAGAUGAUGCGCAACCCUACCAGCCUCAAAGCUGUGGCCACCAUCACUGCAGUGCCUUCUCAGCCCCUGCUGGGCCGCUCCAUUCCAGACUUCACCACCUUCACCUCUGUGGAGGACUGGCUAGGUGCCAUCAAGAUGGGCCAGUACAGAGACACCUUUCUGGGGUCCGGCUUCACCUCCUUACCCCUGGUGGCUCAGAUCACCUCUGAAGACCUGUUGAGGAUAGGAGUGACCCUGGCCGGCCAUCAGAAGAAGAUCCUGAGCAGUGUCCAGUCUAUGAGGGACCAGAUGGCCCAGUCUCCCAACUCCAUGGCCUGACUACAGGGCGGCCACCACCACCACCAUGGAACCCACAGUAGAACUCCUGAUGACCCUAAAGAAUACACCAGGGUGGAGACACUAGCCUUGAUCUAACAACAACAUUCACGCCCACAACACACUUUCUGAAGACCAGAGGGAAAGAUACCUGCCCUCUAGUCUACUGAAGGUACAAAGGGAUAGAAGAUAAGAUUCUGCCUCAGAACAACUUCACUGGUUCAAUCACAGCAGUCUAUCAAGUUGGCUUAUUUUUUGCUGAAGAAUAGAGCAAGUGGAAAUGCAAGGGCGUUUGUUUGCUUGCUGUGACAGAUGGUCUUAAAGUGCGAAAAAUAAAAUAUAAAAAACCUGUGCUACUUUAUGUGAGGAUCAAUGGGAUGACUUAGCCAAAGAACAGCAUCAAACGGUGUCACCCAAAUUUAAAAAAAGAUACAAAAAAGAUAUUAAAAUCAAAACAAGUAGAUUGACUUAUUUAAAUGAAUCUUCAUAUUGAAGAUGAUUUGUAAAUACUAUAUGGAUAUUAAUUUUAUGCUUGCAUUUUUUGCAACAACAACAGCUAGUUUCACCUGAAUAGUUUAGGAUUGUUGUAGUCAUGAAGGGUUAUUUUCUAUGGAGGCACUUGGAAGUUCUUCCCAAUAGGAGGCAGAUCCAUGGGGUAAAGACCGACAUGACUGAUUCUGUAUUAAAGGAUACACUGUUUAUAUAUACAUAUAAGAUAUCUCUUUGUAAUGUUUUAGACUUUCAGAGACCAGAUUGACAUUGAACCCAUAUACAACUACAAGAGUCAGUAAGUGUCUAGUGUUGUGCAUCGAAUACCCAGGCUAAGAAAUAAUGUAACAGGGACAGUGAAGGUUAUAUGAAAUCUAAAAGUUGUAUUGACAGUCUCAAGUGCUUUGUGCUUUCACCACGCUACAACAAUAGAACGUUACCUACCAUUUCCAGUUCCUUUUCAAACAUGACAACAGAACAUCUUUCCCAGUUUGACAUGUUGGGUUAACCAUGCUGUGUUGAUUCUGGGCUACUCGAGGCGCAUUAAAAAACUGUGUCAAAAGCAUGAUGUAAGUCAGUGAAGGUUGUUGUUAUUAUGACAGAGAGAGUCGGAAUAUAAGUAAUAGGGAUGGACUUUGUAAAGCUACCUUUUAAUUAACACAGGUGUCUUCCUCCCACGCCAAGCCAUUAAGGGGCAGGAAUGAGGUUCAAAACAUCUGGGGGAAUACUGAUCGUUACAGACAGGUCAUUCUCCUAUCAGAUUCUGACAUUUCAUUGCCUUGUACUUCCUCUCCUUUUUUAAUUACGUUGAUAUCUACUGACGAUAGACAUCAUCUAUUUGCGAUCAGCUCAUAAUGAUGUGUGGUGAUGAUGGGGGCUGUUGAAACAGUGCAGGUUAAUAGCUUGAAGUGGGUGGCUGUGUUCUCCUGGGGACCUAGACGCUGGAACUGAAGCAUCAAAUUCAUUACCCAGCUCAAAUAUGACGGAUUACAGGGUAACAAGUGGGAGCCUUCUAACAUAAUACCUUUGAAAAAGUGUCUACUGUUCAUUUGUGUGCAUAUUUGCUCAGCAGGCCUUAGACUGCAUGUGAAGCUAUGUACAGAGUAACUGCCAUCUCCAUUGCAAAUCAUUGUCUCUCUAACUACUAUCACAGUAGGAGCUGUCUUCAGCAGUGUCAUGGUAACCCCUCACAGUUAGUUAUUGGUGGCAACAAAGAGUUAUUAUUGAGCAGAGCAGACUGUACUGUAUGUCAGGGCCCAUCAGGUUAAGUGUUACAAAAACACUAUCGCCAAAUUUGUCUCAACAGUACCUAAUGCAUAACAUAAUACUGAGAGUAUUGUAUCACCUGCAUUCAAGCUGACUUUGAAGAAGAAAGUGUCAUUAUGGAAUUUUAAGUCUUUCUAAAUUAGACAUCUGUUCAUUCUGUGGGGACAUAAAAAGUUGCUAUCCUUAUUCAAGUUUUCCUUUUUAUAAUAGUAAUUUGGUAACGGUUGGACGUUAGUGUUCAGCUUCACUCCACUGAUUCGGGUAAUAGACUGGUGGAAUUGGAAAAAGUGUUGUUAUUUUGAAGAUGAAAGCUGGGAGAAGUUGGAGAACUUGCACUGAAUGUGAAAGUAGUCUGACAUUGUGAGGUCUCUUAUCUGUGUUCUGCAUUUAAAGUGCCUUUCUGUAAUUUGUUAAAGUCAAGGUCCAACAGCAAAUGCAGACACUCCCAGACUCAUUGAGGCAAACUUAGAGAUUCCUAUAAGUGGACUCAUUCCUUAUUCAGGUGGACAUACUUUAUGGUGGUAUUGCUGACUUUCUAGACUGUUUAAUUGUCACAUUGACUUCACCUCCCCUUGUAAUUGUGCCACUUUAAGUAAUCCACCAGCAGAUAAGAAACCUCCUGGCCCAAACCCUAACUCGAACUUUCACUCCCUUGCUCUCCUAUUCUCCUGCCACUUAAACAAACUUGUCUCCCAGGAUAUUGCUGUUUUUGGGGUGUUGUGAGAAAUUUUUCUCAGAUUUUUUUGGUUUGUUUGUCUGUUUUCAAAAUCAGUAUUUAUCUACAUUUUGAGGAAUGUGAUAUUUCCAGCUCGUCAAAAAAAAGUAGAUUGCUUGGAUCAAGACAGAUUUUCCCCCUACAUUUUCAAAGUACGCCAUUGUGAAAUGGCCCCUUUCCAUUUUCAAAGACAUCUCACUGGUGGCUCUUUUCUCCGGCCAUGUCACUGGACUGAGGCUGGAAAGCAACAACAUAGCGGCAUGAGAACGGACACACUCAUCCAACUGUAAAUAAGACUUGACACAACCAGGAGGGAUCUUUUCAUUUGUUCGGGGGUGUCAUUGUACAGUUACAAAUUUGUUUAUUGUGCUGAGUAUGUCAGAGUUUGUAGUUGUAACUUUCUGAGAAGAAAUAUUGUAUUAAAUGCACUCAAUAAAGACAAACCAAUCAAGCAAGUCCAUGCAUUCCU
Oncorhynchus kisutch (coho salmon) is the source of this 6185-nucleotide messenger RNA. Its product is annotated as ephrin type-B receptor 1. Gene Ontology annotation, biological process: axon guidance; protein phosphorylation; ephrin receptor signaling pathway. The transcript is spliced from 16 exons. Gene Ontology annotation, molecular function: ATP binding; protein binding; transmembrane-ephrin receptor activity. Lineage: Eukaryota; Metazoa; Chordata; Actinopteri; Salmoniformes; Salmonidae. The coding region runs from base 226 to 3249 and encodes 1007 amino acids. The record is from RefSeq and is a predicted model, not a curated record. Gene Ontology annotation, cellular component: dendrite; plasma membrane.